AUGUUGUCAUUAACUGAUUUACCAAUAGAUAUACUCCGUUUAAUACUUGAUCUGUCGGAGAACAGCCAUUCCUUAUCACAAACUAGCAAAUUAUUCAACUAUUUGGUUAAUGAAAGAUUAUACAAGAACAUAGUAAUUUUUGACAAUGAUAAUGAGGCUAUUGUGAAACAGCGUCUGCUCCAAAGACAAACUUUUAUUCAUAUUGAUAAAUUAGAUUCAUUCAUGAACUCCUUAUCUAUUCGAAAUUUCCGCCACAUUAGAACUUUCCACAUACAUUGCAAAUCAAAUUUUAAUCUGUUCAAUUAUGAUUUAAUCUACGCCAAAUUCAAUACAUACUGGAAAUAUUUAGACCAUCCAAUCGAGUUUAUUAACUUUGACAUUGAAAACAUCAGACAAAGACAAUCAAUUAACCAAUAUUUGGCAAACAAGAACUUUGCCCGUAUAAUGCAAGAAAAUGAUGAGAUUGACAUCGAUACACAAGAUGAUGAUAAUUGCAUUCUUAAUAAUUUACAAAAUUUGACUAUAUUUAAUGAACAUGAUGUGAUCCAUAGAAGAGUUGAGAAUUUGAAUUUGUUCUUUGAAAAUAAAUUUAGCAAAACUAUAAAUACUGAAUUAGAAAACUUGAGAGUGCUACAAUUGAAUACUACCACAUCAACAAAGUUUUUCAUCGAAUCAUCAAUUAAAUGUGAUAACUUACAAAAACUCGGUAUCACAUACUCGCAUAGUUUCAGAGAAAAUAAAUUGAAGUUGAGUCAAUUGUCAAAUAUCAACUUUAAUAAAUUGCAUGACUUAGAAUUAAGGUUAAAUUGUUAUCACCCAGACUGUGAUUGCAUCAGUGACUUUUACCAAGAAUUGUCUCAAAUUAAUGAUUUUAAUGAACUUCGAAGAUUAUCAAUUAUCAAUCGUAACUCAAAGUGUCUGUCUAAAUACGAUAAUAUCAUCAAUAACCAAUUAACAAAAGUGCUCCAGAAAUUUUCCAAAUUGAACUACUUGUACAUCAACUUGAAUGAAUUUUCCAACAACUCCACCCUGUUAAAUUUGAGACGCUUUUUCAACGCGUUUAAGGAUUCAAGAUUGGAAUGUUUGGAAAUCUAUGAUUUCUUCAAUUAUUGGUUCCCUUCAAUGGCUCUGUACGACAAUUUACUAAACGAUUGUAAAUGUCAUGAAUGUUGCAAAUCCAGAAAGAUCUUCAAUGCAAUGGCAGAGUAUGAUGCUGCUAAUAAUUAUGUCCACAAUUUUAAGGAUUUUUCUACUGAUGAUGACGUUGAUAGUAAUACAGAAACCACCACUGUUUGGUUAAAUAAGAAUUGUAAUGCAAAGCUUUUGUCUUAUAUUAUCAAUCAAUUGCAAACAAAACAAUUUAACCAACCAAUAAUCUACUCAAUGAACGUCAAGUAUUUCAGAAAACAAGAGAAUUUAUUCAACAGGUUCCAGGAAUUGUUUAAACACAGUUGUUUAAAUUAUUUAACAGAAGAAAUCAAAAGAAUCAACCCUAAUUUCAAAUCCAUAAAUUUUGGAGGUGUUGAAAUGGUAAUUGAGUAG
Messenger RNA from Candida tropicalis MYA-3404, 1542 nucleotides. RefSeq lists its product as uncharacterized. NCBI's taxonomy places the organism in Eukaryota, Fungi, Ascomycota, Pichiomycetes, Serinales, Debaryomycetaceae. The transcript has a single exon. The record is from RefSeq and is a predicted model, not a curated record. Bases 1 to 1542 code for a protein of 513 amino acids.